AUUGAGUAAUAGGAAGCUAUUUAUACAGAUAAGUGUUUUUCAUAAAUUGGCGUAUCAUAAACCAGCAAAUAAAUAGACUUCUUUAAAAUAUGUAUCAGGAACAUUAUUAUUUUUAUUGCUUUUGUCGUUUACGUGUAGCGAUAAUGGAAAAUUAUAUUUUAAUCAUCACGCCAAGGUGCAUUUUGUAUUGUUUCGAAAUCAAUGAUUUUGUCAUUUUAUGGUACUUACAAAUUUCUACGUAUUUUCAUUGUAACAAGUGAUGAUAUAAUUUUGAUUACUCGUUGUCGUUGUGUUUCAUUUCAGUCCAGUUAAGUGUGGAAUAAUUACACAGUAAUGUUACCUAGUUACAGAAUUAUCGAAUCAUAGAAGAAUAUUUUAGUGGAGAAUUCAAAGUGUCCUUUAAUGCGCUAUGACUGAAUAGGCUUGGUCCAUUUAGCUAGAAUUUGCUAAAGAUUUCAAUUUUUUAAAUUAUUCCGAACAAAUCAAAUUCAAAACAAAAAAAUCACAUUAAGAAUGAUAAAUUUACGCAAUUCACAUUCACUAUUUUAUCAGCGUAUACCAAAAAGCAGGUGUAUUCGGUGCGAAUUUCAUAAAACUGCUGAUUGUGCUGUAGCUAAAUAAUCUUUUAUCAUAAACUAAAACAUUGGCGUACAGAAUUAUUAUCUCGACCGUAUUUAUUAGUGAUAAAGUACCCUUGAAGCAUCGCGAACGUAACGUCAGAUUUAUUAUUGUUGUGUAUACCAUUGAAUGGAAAGUGCAAAAAACAAAAAUAUUUUCAGUGUGCCUGUCUAAAAUUUGUUCUACAGUUAUAAUUUAAACAGACAUUCCAAAUAGUUGGGACUAUGUAAAAUACUCAUUUCAAUGAAUCGUAAUUUACAAAAAUAGUUUCAGUGUAAUGAGUUGGAUUGCGCGCGUUUUUUAUUUUUUUUAGUGACUGAAGCAUGGGUGUGCCCAUGGUGAAAAAAUGUUGCUUCUGCGCUACAUUACACACCGGGACAUUAAUAAUAGGAUAUUUAUCUGCAGUAUGGGCGAUCUUGGAACUCACUCUCUACUGUCUCCUGGUUACUCUUGCUCCUAUCGGAAAGAAUGGAACUGUGUCGGUACAUAAACUGGUGUUAUACAUAGCCUCUGCUGUUGUCAGCGGAACGAAUCUUAUAUCUUCGAUACUUCUAAUUGUAGCUGCUUACAAGAAAAUGGCGUCGCUGACUUUGCCGUGGACGAUAGUGACAGGGAUUGUCACAUCGGUACUCUUCCUCUUGUGCCUAACAGGAAUCAGCCUCGUGAUUCAGGAUACGGGUGAACUACUCGAAGUUGAAAUCAUUGUGAUCGUACUCCAUUUAGCUAAAGCGUGUAUCUCAGUGUACUGUAUCAUUGUAGUGCACAGCAGACACAAACAGAUUAUGUAUGAAGAAGAUACGGCCGCAUUUCAACAUUCGGGGAGACUUCGUUACGAUCCAGUUAAGAUUGAAGAUCAUGUUUUUUGAUAUUUGUCCUGUUUUGUAUUAAACAAUAAACUUUUCUACAGUUUGCUACUAAUAACUAGA
Molecule: messenger RNA, 1544 nt
Organism: Bombyx mori (domestic silkworm)
Lineage: Eukaryota; Metazoa; Arthropoda; Insecta; Lepidoptera; Bombycidae
Exons: 4
Coding region: 942-1484 (180 amino acids)
Source: RefSeq, a predicted model, not a curated record